Molecule: messenger RNA, 1425 nt
Organism: Leptonychotes weddellii (Weddell seal)
Lineage: Eukaryota; Metazoa; Chordata; Mammalia; Carnivora; Phocidae
Source: RefSeq, a predicted model, not a curated record
ACCCCACCCCAGUAAAGAAGGGAGGUGGUGAAUGUAUGAGCCAGGCAGGGGGUCCCGGAAGGCUCAGGAUUGGGAGGGAAGAGGGACCGAUGCCCACGUUUCCUUCCCCUCUCCCUAGACGCCCGGGGGCAGUUAGGGGUCCAGUUAGCUGUCUGGAAGAACUCCCUUCGCUGUGGUGGGAGGGGCCCUCCUGGGAGGACCCUGGGCUCUCUCCCAGCACUGUCGGCGGCGGAAGGAUGACAGUCCGGAGACUGCCUCCCACUGAGCCGGGACUGCACACGGGGACCUGUAGACCCGGCCAAGCCCACGGUGUGGCCAAAGACUGCAGUUCUGGAACUUCAAGAGCCUGCUGUCCCGACACCAGCCCAGACUGCCUCACCUCGUAGCCAUGAGAGCUGCCUACCUCUUCCUGCUGUUCCUGCCUGCAGGCCUGCUGGCUCAGGGCCAAUAUGACCUAGACCCACUGCCCCCGUUCCCAGACCACGUCCAGUACACCCACUACAGUGACCAGAUAGACAACCCGGACUACUAUGAUUAUCAAGAGGUGACUCCUCGGCCCCCCGCGGAGCAGUUCCAGUUCCAGUCCCAGCAGCAAGUCCAACAGGAAGUCAUCGCGGCCCCCACCAUAGCUCCAGGAAAUGUGGAGACAGAGCCCACGGAGCCUGGGCCUCUGGACUGCCGUGAGGAGCAGUACCCAUGCACCCGCCUCUACUCCAUCCACAAGCCUUGCAAACAGUGUCUCAAUGAGGUCUGCUUCUACAGCCUCCGCCGCGUGUACGUGGUCAACAAGGAGAUCUGUGUCCGCACGGUCUGUGCCCACGAGGAGCUCCUCCGAGGGUGGAGAAGGGGCCAGUGGUUUUCCGUCACCCGGCCCCACCCUGACCCCAGCUCCUUGCCCCCACCGCAGCUGACCUGUGUCGGGACAAGUUCUCCAAAUGUGGUGUCAUGGCCAGCAGUGGGCUGUGUCAAUCCGUGGCGGCCUCCUGUGCCAGGAGCUGCGGGGGCUGCUAGGGCGGAGCUGGUACCCCCCCAUCCCCCACCCCCGCCCUGGACCUUCCUCGGAUCCGGGGCCCUCAGGCCCUGCCUGACCUGGUGCUUUUCUCCCCAGCCUGACAACCCUUUUAUUCUGUAAAAAGUUAGUGGACUGUGGCCCUGGGGGUUCGUCUCAGGCCCCUCUCCCAGCCUGCAGACACCCCUGCGGCACAAGGGGGGCUCCCCACUCUUCGCCCCCUGAUGAGGGGCAUCCCAGGCCUCUGGGUGGGACCUGGGCCUCUGAUGUGCCUUCUCAGUCCCUCUGAGGACAGUCCCCUGGCCCCUCAAGGUAGGCUAUGCCCCUCACCCCAGCUGGUCUGCUUGGAUUUCCUACAGCUCCCGGGCAUAGACCACCUUUGUUUUAUAUAAAAUUAAAAUUGUUUUUACAAAAGA